Saccostrea echinata is the source of this 1575-nucleotide messenger RNA. RefSeq lists its product as uncharacterized. The record is from RefSeq and is a predicted model, not a curated record. NCBI's taxonomy places the organism in Eukaryota, Metazoa, Mollusca, Bivalvia, Ostreida, Ostreidae. The coding region runs from base 1 to 1575 and encodes 524 amino acids. The transcript has a single exon.
AUGGAGAAUGGUGGCGCUCAAGCGCCUGUUAAUUGUGAUCUUUGUGAAAUGGAUUCUAUAGCGAAUUGGAAAUGCAUGGACUGUCAUCAAAAAUUAUGUGAUCCGUGCCAUUCCUAUCAUCUUAAACUCGCAGGAACGAAAAACCACACGAUUGUAACACUGCUUGAGUCGUAUUCAAGAAGUGAUGGUCAGAAUAUUGCACUGGUAGAAAGUGACGCGGGAAAAACAACUGCCAUCGAAGAACGCAAAAUUCACCCGAAAAUAGUGGAAAUUAUUGAAAAAUUAGACGAGAAGGAAAAAGAAUUGCGUACAUUUGAUAACAUUGUUGGCGAAUUUGAUAAUUAUCAAAAAGAAUACGGUAAAGCCGUGACUGAAAAUAAAGCAGAGAUAUCAGAGAUGGCUCAGAAAUUAAGGGAAAAUCUGGAAAACAUUGAGAAAGAAAUGCUACAAGAAGUUGACAACAAAUUUGUCAUCGACAAAACUACAAUUGAAAAUAUUUUAAAGGAAAAUCAAACAUCGAAGGAGAAACACGUAAAGCAGAUAAAAUACAUCCGACAGGUGCUAGCAAGUCUAAAAGAGGCUGAUGACGAAACUAUCGAGCAGUUUGUAAAAGACAAUCUGCCAAAGUUGACUGAGAUGAAAGUUUCAAGCCAAUCAAUCAACGAUCUCCCAAAGCCCUUGAAAAUAAGAACUGGAAAAGAGGAUUUACGAUCCGUGAUAGGAACGCUAGUGGAAGAUGGUAGAUUUGGCUCGGGUCAGAAGAAGCUCUACAGAAACGAGCUCGAAUUUGAACUAAAAUUCAAACCGGAGAAGGGCAACUCUAGUAUUUACAGUAUACAGCUCCGACCUGACGGCAAGGCCUGGGUGACGACAUACAAUUACCGAGUAUAUCUGGUGCUGAGGUCGGGGCAUAUUCAUGAUGAAUUUGUUGUUAAAUUUCUCCCAACCUUUACCACGGUAAACAGGUUUGGUCAACUCUACUGUUCUAGUGGUUCAUCUGAAAUACAUGUUAUAAAACCAGACCACACUAUAACAGAAUUUGAGAACUUGGCACCAUACAGAACAUUUGGACUCCACAUAAACAAAGACAACAAACUGUUCGUAUGCCUCCAGAAAUCAGAAUCCCCUGGAAAGAUUGCCGUCUUUUCCGACAACGGAAUGCUGUUGAAAGAAAUAUGUUUAGACUCAGCCGGACAACCGAUGUUUUCAGCUCCGAAGUAUGUCACAGAGACAUCAAAUGGAGUCGUAUGUGUUGUUGACAAUAAACAUCUGAUAGUCGUGGAAGAGUCCGGGAAAUCAUGUACGAGACUCCAACCUGAAGAAGACUGGGAGGGGAAAUCAUUGAUAGUAGACAUGAACGAUAAUCUAUUAAGCGCAGUUUGUCCGCUUGAGUUUGUACCGCUUACUAUACACGUCACAAACGUCAAAGGACGCGUGCUGAAGCGUUUUACACUUGAAGGCCCUGGAAUUUCGGGCAUUAAUGUUCUGGCUAUAGACGAGCAAUACGAAAAACCGGUUCUCUGGAUUGGUACUCCAAAUGGUCACGUGAUCAUAGCAGAGUUCUUGGACACAUAG